Molecule: messenger RNA, 1830 nt
Organism: Micropterus dolomieu (smallmouth bass)
Lineage: Eukaryota; Metazoa; Chordata; Actinopteri; Centrarchiformes; Centrarchidae
Exons: 11
Coding region: 1-1830 (609 amino acids)
Source: RefSeq, a predicted model, not a curated record
AUGCUGGAAAAAUUCAAACUGAACAUCCUGUUGCAAGGCCUGACUCUGUUUCUGUUAGGCCCGGCCUGCCAAGCCUCUUCUCUGGGACUGACCGUCAGUGUUGUGCCACUGGAUAGCAAUGGAGGGAAUACGGUGGAAGCUUAUUUCAGUGCCAUUGCUCCCAAUCCAUGUCCAAAUUUGUCUGGACUGUGUGCUGUAGGGGAGAACUGUCGAGUCUACGCUACCUCGCAACCUUUUUCUGGCACCAAACCCAGUCCUGGCUGGUGUGUUCGCCAGUGGCAGAAAACUGUCCCCAGUAAUUUCACUGGCACCAUCAAGUUAGGGUCCACAGAAAUGUAUGUAUCAAUAAAAGCAGGACCAAUAGUUCGAGCAAACAGCGGGAGACUCAACCAACCUGCUUUUGUUGCUCUCCCUCCUCCCCUAAGGGCCCUUGUGAACUGCCCUCGCAACUUCUAUCUGUCAGUGAAAGAUCUGGAUGGUGACAAGGUGCGAUGUCGCUUUGCCAGCCACAAGCAGGGAGAGUGUCUGACCUGCACUCAGCACUCUUUUAUAAAGCUGGAUGAGGGGAAAUGCAUGUUGACAUUCACUGGAGAAGCACCAGCAGGACAGUAUUUCAUCUACCUGAUGGCAGAGGACCUGAUUCCUGUGCCCAUGAUAAGGCACGUCACAGAAAACAAACCCCUCAGCUCUGUCCCUGUGCAACUCUCUCUUACUGUGGAGGAGUCAAAUUCCAUCUGCACGGGUGAACCUGUGACAACAGGUGAGACCCCCAAGAUGGGCUCCACGCUGUUUGUCCUGCCAUACCAGGAAGUGCAAUUCACCGUCAACUUUAUGUCACAGCUGGAGAGUGUUUUAGAAGUAGCAGUGGUUGGGCCCCCAGAACUCUACAGGGUUGGUUUUACCUCAAUCGCCUCCCAGGCAAUGAUGACCAUGGCCUGGAUCCGUACUGAAAACCAACUGACCCGCCUAUUACCAAUCUGCUUUGCUGCAAAUUCCAAGAGUUUGCAGUCAGAGGCCAGAUGUGUGUGGCUGUUCCAAAAGGAGAUGACAACAUUACCUGCUGGAACAGAGCUGAAGUGUGAUAAUGCAAAGAUGACUCUGGUGCUCCCUGUCAGCUCCCUGACCAACAUCAACCUUGCCGAGCUGCAGCUCAACAGCCCCACCUGUCCCGUCACCUACAACAGCACACACUUGACUGCACACAUCCCCUUGAAUGGCUGCGGCACCAAGACUGUGCAAUCAGGUUCAGAGCUGGUUUACACCAACACUUUGCAAAGUGUGCGUCCAUACACUAAAGUCAGCCGCCUGCCUUCCCUCAUCCUCCCUCUGGCCUGCCGUAUCCCUGGAGUCCAGGCCAAGGGACCGCUAUACAAUGUCAGCAUGCCCAAAGAGGUAGAGAUCUUCGGUGUGGUUAGGUAUUGGAUAGAAAUUUACCUCCCAGGACAGGGGCCUGCGACACAAUCCACACGUUCUCUCCGCCUCUUGCCACAACGAUUGCGUCGGGGAGCUGGAUUACCAUCAAAGAUCAACACCACCUCUACUAGCUCCAUUAAUAGCACCUCCACCAGCUCAAUUAACAGGACCUCCACCAGCUCCCCCAGCACUACCAGCUCCCCCAACACCCACAGCUCCACUUUAGCCACAACCAGCUAUGCCAUCGGGUCCAAAAUCAACCAACUGGACAUCUACGUGUUGUCCAACUGCAGCAUUGGUGGAGCACAGAUGAUUGUGAGCAAUUGCAUAACCUCUAAUACAUCGGACUUCGCUGAAACUAUGCCCUUUCUGAACCAAGGGUUAGUGGCAAUUGACUUGUUUCAUGUAAUAGUUUGA